GGAGUCUUAGCGGCUGCGCGCUGGCCGCCCCGUCCUUUCGGUCCCGGCGGCGGCGGAGGAGCCAGCGGCGCCCACCCUCUCGUCCCAAGUGCGUUCACUCCAACUCUCCGCCCGCUUCGCAGUGCACUCCACCACUAUGACGGAACAGGCCAUUUCAUUCGCCAAGGACUUCCUGGCGGGCGGCAUCGCCGCCGCCAUCUCCAAGACGGCCGUGGCCCCGAUCGAGCGGGUCAAGCUGCUGCUGCAGGUACAGCAUGCCAGCAAGCAGAUCGCGGCCGACCAGCAGUACAAGGGCAUCAUGGACUGCAUCGUGCGGAUCCCCAAGGAGCAGGGGAUGCUCUCCUUCUGGCGUGGGAACCUGGCCAACGUCAUCCGCUACUUCCCCACCCAGGCCCUCAACUUCGCCUUCAAGGACAAGUAUAAGCAGGUGUUCCUGGGCGGCGUAGACAAGCACACACAGUUCUGGCGUUACUUCGCCGGCAACCUGGCCUCCGGCGGGGCGGCCGGCGCUACCUCCCUGUGCUUCGUCUACCCGCUGGAUUUCGCCAGGACCCGGCUGGCGGCCGAUGUCGGCAAGUCCGGCACCGAGCGCGAGUUCAAGGGUUUAGGAGACUGUCUGGUGAAGAUCAGCAAGUCGGACGGCAUCCGCGGUCUAUACCAGGGCUUCAACGUGUCGGUGCAGGGCAUCAUUAUCUACCGCGCUGCUUACUUCGGCGUCUACGACACGGCCAAAGGCAUGCUGCCCGACCCUAAGAACACACACAUCGUGGUCAGCUGGAUGAUUGCACAGACAGUGACCGCUGUGGCUGGCGUCGUCUCCUACCCCUUCGACACUGUGCGCAGACGCAUGAUGAUGCAAUCCGGGCGUAAAGGAGCCGACAUUAUGUACACGGGGACCCUACACUGUUGGCGGAAGAUCUUCAAGGACGAGGGGGGCAAGGCCUUCUUCAAGGGCGCCUGGUCCAACGUGCUGCGUGGCAUGGGCGGGGCCUUCGUCCUGGUCCUCUACGACGAGCUCAAGAAGGUCAUCUAGGGGCCG
Chrysochloris asiatica (Cape golden mole) is the source of this 1039-nucleotide messenger RNA. RefSeq names its product solute carrier family 25 (mitochondrial carrier; adenine nucleotide translocator), member 6 (gene SLC25A6). The record is from RefSeq and is a predicted model, not a curated record. The transcript has 4 exons. Gene Ontology annotation, molecular function: ATP:ADP antiporter activity. Gene Ontology annotation, biological process: mitochondrial ATP transmembrane transport; mitochondrial ADP transmembrane transport. Lineage: Eukaryota; Metazoa; Chordata; Mammalia; Afrosoricida; Chrysochloridae. Bases 137 to 1033 code for a protein of 298 amino acids. Gene Ontology annotation, cellular component: mitochondrial inner membrane.